AUGCCAACAGAAGACCAUGAUUCCAGUAGUAUGAAAGAGUCGUCGUCGUCGACACCUGUCAACAACAACACCACCCCUUCCUCGCCCCUUGACUACUUGCGUCAAGGGGAAGCCUAUUCACAACGAGGUUUCCAGCGUAUGGCUAUCAACGUCUUCAAUGAAGGAUUAUCCACACUAUCAUCACCAUCCGAUCCAUAUUAUGCACAACUUGAACGCGCCAAACACGAUGCCGAGGAACGCGACAACAAACGUAUCGACUUUAUCAGCAUGUUGCCCAUGGAUAUCGUGAUGCAUAUUGCCCCGCAACUGAUUCACGAAGGUUGCCCAUUGAGAGACAACAGGUUCACCAAGCAUCAUGCGCCUUUGUUUGUAUCCAAGAUAUGGCGUCAGCGGUUCCUGGAAGCAGGCUAUGUGCAUGUUCAGGUCGAAGACGUAUAUGACUGGACGCCCACUUUCCUUUCAAACCUGAUACAAUUGGCACCUUUCAUCAAUUCAAUCAUGUUGACAUUAAGGGGAAUACCUUUUCAAGGUCUCUGGUCCAUAGGUGUAACAUUCCCAUCAUUGAAAAAGUUGUCGGUCACUCUUUUUCCUAACGAUAUGAAUGAUCCUGCACCUUUUGAACCUGAAGAGAUCAUGAAAGGAUUACGCAUGGUUGGAGAUACAUUGACGCAUCUCAAGAUACAUUAUCAGAGCCCCACCACUUCAACAACUACAAUCUGCUUACAAUCGGUUUUGGAUACAUGCCCUCAUCUCACAGCAUUGAACAUCAUGCGUGUGGAUCCUGAUUUAUCUGCUGGUUCAGCUACUACCACAUUCCCUCGCCUUACGAUGUUGCAACUCGACAUGUUGGAUGAGACACCUGUCAGCAAUGAGGUGGUGACACGGCUAUUGAGCAAGUUGCCUUGUUUGGAAAGCUUCUGGAUGAAUCGUUGCAGUGACAAGAUGGUAUUGGCUACGUUCUUGGAUCAUUGUCCCUCCUUGCGAUAUGUGGGCUUUGGUGCGCUUAGUCCUGAUGAUGAUGAUGACUCUUAUCUCAAAGAUAAGAAUACCUGGGCUCGAUUUGCAAGACGCUAUGGAAACCUUUCUCCUGGCAAGAUGAAGCUUGAACUUGAAAAUAUGCCCGAGGAUCCAUUUUCAGCUGCAGAUUUGGUGACGAUCCUGAAGCAUUAUAGCCCUGUACUUGAGGCAUUGACCAUUGAAGCCCAAAUAGAGGAUGCGCCCCAACGAGCGAAUGCAUAUUUGCGAUUGGACCAUGUCAAGCAACUGGUGGUGAUUUUUCCCGAUCCAAUGGAGGUGGAUGAUGAUAUGGGACCCAUUUUACGAUUACCAGGAUUUAUCUUGCGUCAUACACCCAAUGUGGAACGAGUGGCUAUACGACAAACACAAGCAGAUGCCACUACAAUGCAAAUCAUGACCCAGCUCUCUCAUUUGAAAGACGUGCAAUUGGUGGUGGAUUAUGCGGAUGAAGAUCAGGUGGCACCUUCCAUUUUUACCUUUUUGGAUCAUCACAAAUCGUUGGGCACAGAAUCGACUUUGGAAAAGCUUGACAUCCAUGCCACGUCAACUGCAACGAGAUCAGCACCUUUGUUUGGAAUCGAACGUUUGAGUAACCUCCGCGAGUUGCAUGUUCGAGCUGAUUUCCCAUUGACAGUAUCCCAAAUAUCAGCGAAAGCUUUGAAAAAGGCGGCAGAAACGUGUCCUCAAUUGACAACCUUAUCCCUACAUGCUGACGAGGUGAUUUCGGAUAAAGUCCUGUACUCCCUAUGCCAGUUUAAGAACCUCAAAGAGUUACAUGUGACAGCAGAGAAAAUAUCAGCAGCAGGUGCAUUGAGUUGCUUGGCAUGCCGUAAGCUAGAAGUGCUAGAAAUUUCUUGUCUGAAUGAUAUUCGUGUUGUAUUUCCUGUGUUAAGGACUGGAAUUCCUAAGGUUUAUUCAACAGUGCAUGAUUAA
Messenger RNA from Lichtheimia ornata, 1950 nucleotides. RefSeq lists its product as uncharacterized. NCBI's taxonomy places the organism in Eukaryota, Fungi, Mucoromycota, Mucoromycetes, Mucorales, Lichtheimiaceae. The transcript has 2 exons. The record is from RefSeq and is a predicted model, not a curated record. The coding region runs from base 1 to 1950 and encodes 649 amino acids.